GACAUCAGGCGUUUAUUUUGAAUGAGCGGACCGGAGAAGUUAUCGACAAGGCUGUUUUCGACACCCAUGAAGGAGGCACUCAAGCGGCGGGACAACUAAUGGCAUUUUUGGAAGGCGCUGCAGCGGGACGGAUCCUAGCUAUCGUUGUUCAUGACAGCGGCGACGGCGUCCGAGUCAACCUAGCGCCAUACGGUUCUACAAUUACAACUGCACUAGGGUUAAGAGAGUCUUAUGCCAUGAUUACUCAGAAGGGACCAAAACCAUCUUGGUUCGUGGAAAGAAAGAGCGCAGUACGUGCAGGACCAACUAUUGUAGAGGCUUAUAUACCAGACAUUGACGAGUGCUCCACUCUGAAUGGUGGCUGUAGUCACAACUGCACCAACACUGUAGGCAGUUACUACUGUUCCUGUAGUCAAGGACUUGUACUGCACAGGGACAAACAUAACUGUACUGAGGGUUUUACUGUCUGGGCGCAAUCUAGUGCAGAGAACGACAACUGUCACGGUGACGAUAGCGAUGCGUUAUCAGUGUCAACAUAUAUCAUCAGUAACGGACUAGAGAGUAACAUGCAGGAUGGUAAGCACACAGGGUUUUGA
Messenger RNA from Branchiostoma belcheri (Belcher's lancelet), 596 nucleotides. RefSeq names its product pro-epidermal growth factor-like. Bases 99 to 596 code for a protein of 165 amino acids. The transcript has 5 exons. Gene Ontology annotation, molecular function: calcium ion binding. NCBI's taxonomy places the organism in Eukaryota, Metazoa, Chordata, Leptocardii, Amphioxiformes, Branchiostomatidae. The record is from RefSeq and is a predicted model, not a curated record.